Clarias gariepinus (North African catfish) is the source of this 969-nucleotide messenger RNA. RefSeq names its product odorant receptor 131-2-like. Lineage: Eukaryota; Metazoa; Chordata; Actinopteri; Siluriformes; Clariidae. Gene Ontology annotation, cellular component: membrane. Gene Ontology annotation, molecular function: G protein-coupled receptor activity. The coding region runs from base 10 to 969 and encodes 319 amino acids. Gene Ontology annotation, biological process: G protein-coupled receptor signaling pathway. The record is from RefSeq and is a predicted model, not a curated record. The transcript has a single exon.
UACUGUAUUAUGUCAGUUACUAAUGAGAGCAGUGGUGGGAUUUUGUUUGCACAACAAAUAUUUCAAGUUGUGAUGUCUGAGGGAGCAAUAAUGAAAAUGAUUUUUUCAACAUUCCUGUCUUUAUUCUUUAUCUAUUUAAAUAUCAUCAUGAUAUACAGUCUUUGGAGUAAGCCUGUUUUUAAAGAGACUUCACGCUAUAUUCUGUUUGCCCACAUGCUUCUCAAUGACUCAAUUCAUCUUCUAACCUCUUUGUUACUUGUCUUCAGUCUGUCUUUUUUCAAGUUAGUCACUGCUGUUUGUGUUUUUAUAGUUUCUGUUUCUGGUACAACUUUUCGUAACGCACCUUUAAACCUGGCAGUGAUGUCACUAGAGCGUUAUGUGGCCAUAUGCUUUCCCCUUAAACAUGUUCAAAUAGCCACUCAGAGAAGGACUUAUGUUGCUAUUGGAAUCAUUUGGGUUAUUGGUUCCAUAAACUAUGUAAUUGAUGUGUUUUAUAUAAUAGUAAUAGAUUCUAAAUAUUUCACCUCACAUGUAUUUUGUGUAAGAGAAACACUUUUUAUCAAACAAUGGCAAACUGAUGUGUUUCGGGGAUUUAACAUAGUCUACUUUGUGUCAGUCUCUAUGAUCAUCCUUUUUACUUAUAUCAGCAUUUUGAUCACAGCAAGGUCCAUUUCCUGCAAUAAGGACUCAGCCAUAAAAGCCCACAAGACCGUGCUGCUGCAUCUCAUUCAGCUCGGUCUGUGCCUUACCUCUUUUCUUUAUGCCAGUAUUGAGCAAGCUGCUUCAAUGCUUGGCAACAGCAAACUUUUUGUAGACCUACGUUACUUAAAUUAUUUGUUUGUGCUGCUCUUGCCACGCUGUUUGAGUCCACUUAUUUAUGGCUUGAGAGACGAUGCUGUGCGGCCCUUAUUCGUGUACUACUUUCUUUGUGCCACAGGAAAACACAAGCCUACAGUAAAUGUUCACUAA